UCUAUAUUAUUUUUUUUACAUUUGCAAUACAUUUACUUUAAAUUUGAAAAAAAAUUACAAAAUGAAGAACAAGGAUAAUGAAAAUUGUUCUAUUUGUAUGGAAAUCAAACGUAAUCCUAUUAUACUAGAGUGUCAGCACAGUUUCUGUACCGAAUGUGUUCUCAGCUACCUUCACUACAGUGCCAGUUGCCAUGUAACUUGCCCCUUAUGUAGAGCUAUUCUAAACAGCCAUCACAUUUUGGAAAUCUUGAAGACAAGACAACGGAAAAGACAAUUAAUAAAAAUCUUGUGUAGUAUUUUGUUCUAUGGUGGUUUGUCUGCACUAGGAGCCAUAACUGCGUUUUCAAUAGUGUCUUUGAAGUAUACAUAAGGGUCUGGACUAUAACGUUUGGUUUCCUGCAAUGGCUAUUGGUUGGUUGUUUCGUUUGGUUUGGUUGAUAAUAUACAUUCUAUUUCGUUAGUAAAAACAUGUCUCAAGAUAUUUUUUUUAUUUUAUUUUGUUCAACAUGAUUAUGUUAAUUUGCAUUGUAAAAUUAUAAUUCAAAACAACGUGUAAACGAAAUUCGUAUUGUGUUAAUUUUAAAGUAAGCUCAUAUAUUUA
Messenger RNA from Teleopsis dalmanni, 601 nucleotides. Its product is annotated as tripartite motif-containing protein 73-like. Lineage: Eukaryota; Metazoa; Arthropoda; Insecta; Diptera; Diopsidae. Gene Ontology annotation, molecular function: metal ion binding. The record is from RefSeq and is a predicted model, not a curated record. The transcript has 3 exons. The coding region runs from base 62 to 370 and encodes 102 amino acids.